AUAAGAACAGGUAUUUUUCCCGAUGGCACGUUUUACCUUUCCAUGAGGCUUAGUAUGUAAAUACAGUUUUAGAUGAUUGAACGAAAAUCCGGCGUGCCUUUGAACGGCACCAUGAAGAAGAAAAAAAGCUCAAAUCAAAGCUUUUUCCAGAUUAUAUUAGGCCACUCUGUUCGUCGGCAGAAUUUGCGCUCGAGGGAUGAAAGUCACCCUGAAAAUAAAGCACGAACAGCCGGGACUUCUCGGCGAUCGCAUUGGGAUUUGGGAGGAUCGGAACCGAAACAGUAGUUGUGAAAGUAAUGCCGAGAAGUGAAGAAGGGCGACAAGAGUGGAGGAUAUCUUUUUUUUAAUAGUAUAAUUACUCGUCCAAGUGAACCUACCAGUGAAACGGAGCCAGCCCAUCAUCCCACGAGAGAGUAUGGAAAGAAACGUCCAUCGCCUUAUUUGAUCAAUUUUGCAUUUUCACCGGUGUUGAGCAAUAAUAGCGUUGCCUGAUAAACAAAAGGCAAUAUUUGCGAAAAAAAGGUCGUAAAAGUGUUGUGUGCAUUUCCUUCCUGUGAUCCAGAGGAAGUAGUGAAGGUUUUUUUCCCCAUUCAUAUCCAUACAGGAAAAGUGUGCUUCAAGUGCGACAAUCUCCAUCAAAGAGAGAAAGAGAGAGAAAAUUCAUCAUCAUCAUCAUGAUCAUCAUCAUGAUCACAGGCAUUUAACACUUCCUUCCGAUUUUAGACGCCAUAUUAGUCAGUGCAAAUCUGAAGUGCAGUCAGCCAUUGGCGAACAAGUGUUCUUCGACAAGCAUGUGUUGACGUCAGUAAUCCACCAUCCACCAUCUCACACACUUGGAAACGAGUGACAAGAACUCAUGCUUCUGCUUCUUCUUGCACUUGAAUGGGAAAAUUGAAAGCAUUGGGAUCCGUAAGAGCCUUCGGGUCUAGGGAGAAACAAGAAGAGAGUAUUCCUAUACCUGACAGUGUAAAUAUUUUGUCAUUCUGAACUUUCCUCCCAAAGGCGAGGAAGAAGGCGAUCCUUGUCUGUGGACUUUGUUUAUCUAAAAGAACGGAGAGAUCCUUGGGAGUGCAAUCCGAAGAGAAGAAGCUAAAUAAACGUCUCAUUGAGGUGCUUGAAAUUCUUCUUCCCCCCCCCAAAAAAGAAAAGAAAAAGGGAAGUCAACUCUCCCACGACCAACGAGAACGAAAGAGGGCCAAAAGCAUGAUCACUUUUCGCAUUGCCAACGAAGCAAGAGACAUUUGAUCCACUGUAGACCCUGGUGACUCUAUCUCGCAAUACAUUUGAGAAUGAGUGUAAAAAGUGCUCCAGAUUCCGUGACGACAGUUCGCUUUUGAAGUGGCUAAACUAACAAGAUUGAGAGGCAUCAUGGAUUGACACGAUUGGAAGUUCCAUCAAAGCUCAUUCGAGUGACAGAGAGACGGGUGCUUUGUAAUUGCAUUUACAUACUCGCGCAACAUGAGUGUGGCCGCCAGUCGCAUGCCAAUGGCGCAAGCAGCCUCCAACUCAUCCCAAAAGUCCAUUAUUGAAAUCUACACGGACUGGGCAAACCAUUACUUGGACAAGCUAAAAGGCAGGCAUCCCAAGAUUAAGGACUUGCAAGUCGAAUUGGCUGAUGGUCUGGUCUUGGCGGAUGUGAUUGAGGCCGUCAUGUCUCAAAAGGUGCCCGAAAUUCUCCGCAAGCCAAAGACACCCUCGCAAAUGGUGCACAAUCUGCAGGCUUGUUUGAACUUCCUGCAAACCAAAGGGGUGGCUGGAGUUGAGGACAUAUCCGCCUCCGACUUACGUGAGGGGAAUCUUAAGUCCAUCCUCGGCUUGUUCUUCCAGCUUUCGAGAUUCAAGCAGCAACAGAAGCUGCAGGCCCAGCAGAAAGUUUCGACAGGGGACUCCCGGACUUCGACGCCGAGAGUCCCGUCCAUUCCACCUUCACCGGCCAAACCGUCAGGUAUUCCGCCACCCGGUAGCGCCAUUCCUCAACCUAGUUCAGCUAAAAAGACCAAAGGCUCCACGAUGCUAUCCAAAUUGGGGUCAAGGCAAAACUCUGCGUCAAGUUUGAAGACAUCUAGUCAAGUCAAUGGAGCUGUUGGGACAUCUGCCCCUGCGGUAUCACCCCAUAAAAUCAGUGGCAAGUCCGCCAUACCAAAUCCAUCAACUCCCACUAAAGGUUCCAUGUUGGAACGCUUCAAAUUGGGAGGAGGUAUGCCCAAGACCAAUAGUCCUCAUACCAUGCUGCCUAAGCCAGCUAGUAAUGGGCCAGGGCCUCAACCAUCCAUACGAUAUCAAUAUUCCCCGCGGGAAACUGGACUAGGCAAGCGAACGUCGAGUUCGAGUGGAUUCAGCUCGGCCAGAUCGGUGGGCAGUGAGAGCUCUGUGAGCUUGAGUAGCGACACCAACUUCCCAUCCCCGUCGGCCUUACGAAGGAUCAAUGAGAAUUCCACCUUCAGUCCGGCUCAGACCCCUGUCAAGACCUCAUCGGGUAGCCCCAAAUCCCUGAGGGCCAAGAAGUUCGCCUCGCCCACCUCGGCCAGGGCCAGCCCACAACACCGGAAUUCGUCCUCGCCAAAGAGAUCUCCCAAGUUCCAACGUUCCAACACGAGUUUAGGGGCCACUGAAAUCAAGGAUUAUGGCCCCAUUGACUCGGUGGAUAACUAUCCACCUCACAAGAACUCCAGGAUUCCUGGAAGCAAGCCUAACAACGCCAGAUCUACUCCCCCCACCGCCAUACCACAGGGCCAUAAACCCCUCCAGGGUUCUAAUUCAAAUUCUCGAAUACCAACCACGGGUGUGCCGCCGACAGGAACUAAUACCCGAGGUGAUGUUCCACCACCACCUCCACCCAGAGACGAAAUGGUCCAAGGAUGCUCCGUCAAGCCUAUAUUAGUGGAUGGAAAUAAUGGCGAGAAACCCAGUGGGCAAACGAGUGCCACAAACGAUCGAGAAGAAGCCAUGACUGCUUCAUUCCAUUCUCGGUCUUGUUCUCUUCCAAGGCAUACCCGCCCUUUGGAGGAAGGCCAUUCCUCUACCUCACCCCAAAUUGUGGCUGUGGUCUCCCCUAUGCCCUCACUGAAAAAGGGCAUGUCCUUGGACUCGGCAUCCGUAAAGGCUGCCAUGGAAGCAGCCGCCUGUAAAUCUUCCACAUCAGGAACCAAACUUGAUGAGGGCGGGGAUGAUGACACCUCCUUGAAGAAUCUGGUCCCCAUGGCGCCAAUAUUUGGUGAUAAAGGAGAGCAUGCCAAAAGCCAACAUCCUCAUCAACAACACCCGUCAUUCCAUUUGACCAAUAAGACUGAGAGUCCUUAUGGGUUUUCGGGGAAUCGUGGCUUGUCGUCAAAUAUCGCAAUAAACACUGCUUCAAUUCAUCAGUCAGGUCCCUCGUCUUUAGAUCUUCAGAGGCCAGUCUAUGCCUCAGGAUCGCAUUCCAUUGAUGUUGGUUACUUAUCUGAUGGGGACACGGCUUUCUUCAACAACAAUAAAUCAGCUCAAUCUAAUUUGGAUGAUGGUUACUUAUCCGAGGGCGGGGCCUCAUUUUAUGCCCGAAAGAUCCAGACUCGAAUAGCAUUGGAGAAACAGAAAACGGCGGAGGAACAGCGACAGAAAUUCAGUCGUCCUUUGCCAGGUCUUCCGGAAGUGUUGAGUGCUAAUUCCCCCGGUAACAUGAAACCACAGCAUUCAAGCCUUAAUUGCCAACAGGAAUCGAUCUAUAGAGUGGUUGGAAACCGGAACAAGCCCAAAAGUGAGACUGGUAUCCAAACGGAAACCGCUUCAGCCGUGAAGCACAAUAACCAACAACAAAACGGCCAGCAUGUGGAUUGGAAGCAAGCCAUGGCUCACAACGCCCGUGUGUUGUCUUCCCAAGAAAAAGCAAUGGAUGAAUAUUUGCGAAGACAGCGAGCUGCUGCCGAGCAGCAUAUCCAACAAGCCAACCACCAUCUGUCCCGACAGAGACCCUUGGUUGGAACACGAGAGGAUGGACGGGGUGCUAGUAACUAUGCUCCUUCUUCAGGAUUCCAAAGUGUGCCGGGAACACCAUCUGAGACGAGGAAAGCCAGACAUCCCAAGACUUCCUCCCCUCUGCCAAAUGUGGGAGGCAACGCUGGACCCUCUCCCCAUUAUUAUCAACAGCAGCAGCAACAGCAACACGAGCAACAGCAACAGCAACAGCAGCAGCACUUGAAGUCCCGUGCUCAUUCGAGCCUUACAGAGGGUGUGGGACAUUAUUUCAUGGGCAGCAAUCCAAGGGGGAAUGGCAUGGGUCCCAAUGGGCACCAUCGCCAACAACAGCAUCAUCCCCAGUUGUUCAGCAACAUGCGGAAUGGGGGAUCCUUGGAGAGGAAGCCUAAGGGUGGACAGGAUCAUCAAGCAUUUUAUGGAGGGACAACAUGCAGCAGUGACUCGGAAUACGGUCGCCUCUUGAGCACGCCAAUGGCCAAUCGCAAGAGUUCUGUGCCUACCCAUGGAACCAAUAACACCUCGCCUUCAGGAUCAUUGCGACGAGAUCCUGCCUUUGGGUCCAAGAGUUUGCCAAAAGGGACCUCGGCCUCAUUGAAUUAUGGCCUCAUGCUCGAGAGGAUCCAGCAAAAGAGGCAACAGAGAGGCCACACCAGUGGGGCUCUCUCUAAUGGAAGGGCUAAUGAUGGAUCGCUCUCCGAUUCCAAUUACGCCACCUACUCAGAGAUCCAAGGUAUGAGAUCGGGCUCUCAGAGUCCGUUUUCUUGGUUACAACCGGCCUCCACUUACGCCUCUUUGCAAGAUCCAUAUCCGCAAUGGAAUGGAAAUCCCCAUGACCCGAGUGAAACGUCGAGCUUCUCGGGAAUUGCCUCAGACGCAAUGGGAAGUAACGAGUCAUUGAACUCGGUGAGCUCCUCUAUCCAGCAAGCCAGAGCUAACUCGCUCACCAAAGCGAGACUCAUGAUGCACCAAAGAAGUAUUUCGCCGAGGAACAACGUGAAACCCAAUCAGAUCUCGAAUUCCAACUUCAGUCGGACAACCGAACAAGAAAAGGGAUUUCCCUCACAAAACAACGAGUAUUAUGGUGUUCCGUUUCCAGCCAACAAUGGGCCGGGCAGAUUCAAAUCUCAGCCCACGUCGCCCUCCAAACCGCAAGGUCAAGGACUUUCUCUUCCCCCCAAUUACAAUGGUUCCGUCUAUUCCAGUUUCAAAAACAACACUGACAUGGAGCACGACCGUUUCUCCAACCCUGAUAUGUCAGCCAUGACUUUGGACCAAAGAACGGAUUAUGAGAUCCAGAAACUGCGGAAGGAGCUGAGUGAUGAGAACGACAAGGUGAAGAACCUCACCUCACAACUUGUGACCAAUGCCCAUGUGGUGGCUGCUUUUGAGCAAAGUCUUUCCAAUAUGACCUCACGCCUGCACCACCUGACCUCGACCUCGGAGAAGAAAGACUCCGAGCUAAAUGAGCUGAGGAGGACAAUAGACAAGUUGAGGCAAUCCGGAGCCGACAUGGGCUUGAUUGCCCAACCCCACGAUCUAAUGAGGCAAAAAUCGACAGAUUCGGUCACAUCGGUCUGCAGCAAUGGGUCCCAAGCCGCCAAUGGACAGAACAGAGAACGAGAACAAGGCAGGAAACACUCUGCUCCCUCAUCUCAGAAGAGCAUUGGCCCUAAGAGAUCGGGAUGGUUGAGACAUUCAUUUUCGAAAGCAUUCUCCAAGGGAGGGAACGCGGCCAAACCAGGCAAGUGCAAAGGGGGUUCCGUGUCGGAUAUGGAAGAUGGAGGGAUCUCCUCGAAGCUGUACUAUGAAGAUAACAAAUCUGAGGGCGAGGGGAAAUUCCCCGUCCCUGUUCCUCCGCGGGCAUCCUCAGCUGCAUCAGGAAGUCUUCUGAUUGAGGGUGAACGGCCUCCUCAGCGCGUCGAACCCGAAUUGGUAGCAGAGCUGAAGAAGCAGCUUCUGGAAAAGGAUUCUCUCCUCACCGAGACGCGAUUGGAAGCUCUCUCUAGUGCUCAUCAAUUAGAGUCCCUCCGGGAAACUGUCACCAAGAUGAGUAGCGAACUCAUGUCGUUAAAAACCGACAAUGAAAGGCUUCAAACCUCAUUGGCCACACAGCAACCUGGCGGCUUAAAGUCCUUGUCUUCAUCUCAGAGCUCACUCAAUGGUUCGUGUUCCAUGAAUGGAAUAAGCACUCACAACCCUGCCAAUGAGGUCUAUGAGGGCUCCAGAGGCCAGAUGACGGGAGAAAGUUUGAGGGACACCAGAGACCGUCCUAAUUCCGUGACCAUGUCCGAGGUGGACAGUGUGCUCUCUGGACCCUCAAGCCUGGACUUGUCAGGCUCAACGGAUCCCACUAAUAAGGAAGGCGGCAAAUUGGUCACAGUCUCUGUGAUUGCGUCAACCACUCGUUCCAUUCGCUUGGGAGUGAUUUCCGUCAGUGGCAAAUCCAAUUGGGACCUGCUUGACAGUUUAGUCCACCGGCUCUUCAAAGAGUACGUUAUGAGAGUCGACCCAGUGUCCAAUUUGGGUCUCAAUGCCGAGUCCAUUGCGUCUUAUGAGGUGGGAGAGAUCAAACGCACCAACUGCUCAACUUCAAAGCCCGAGUUCUUGCCUUAUGGAUACUUUGUGGGCAACACCACCGACAUCCGAAUCAAUUUGAAAAGAGCGGCCCUCAACAGCCAAGUGGAUAUGGUGGCCUUUGAAACCUUGACCCCGAAAUCCAUUGUUCAACGCUACGUGUCACUUUUGGUGGAGCACAAGAGGAUCAUCUUGAGUGGUCCCACUGCCACCGGUAAAACUUUCAUGGCCAACACCUUGGCCCAGUUUCUCAUCAACCGAAAGCGCGAAAAUCCGGGUAGCACGCCCACGAAAUCAAAUGAAGCACAGCCAAGUGAGACUCAAUCCAAUCCCAUCAUGAACUUCCAUGUGGACAUCCAUAACAAGAAUGAUUUGAAGAAACUUCUUAUCCGGAUUUGCGAGCACACCCAAAAUGAAGGCUCCAAAGGGAUUGUACCGCAGGUCUUGAUCUUGGACGAUCUUCAUCAUGCUGGGAAGUUGGAGGAAAUCUUUGAGAACACACUAACCUUGAGUCCAGAGACAUGUCCAUAUAUCAUCGGAACGAUGACUCAAUCCACUACCUCAUCAACCACCAACUUGCAACUCAAGCACAAUUUCAGACUGGUCCUAUUUGCCAAUCACAUUGAGCCUGUCAGAGGAUUCUUAGGCCGAUAUCUCCGUAAGAAACUUCUGGACGUAGAAACCGAGACCCGAGUUCAUGAUGGCGAUAUGUCCAGCAUAGUGGAAUGGAUUCCUCGGGUUUACAUUCAAGUGAACAAGUUUUUGGAGUCUCAUUCGUGCUCCGAAGUGACCCUGGGGCCGGGAAAAUUCCUAAACUGUCCCAUAGACAUCCGAGGAUCUCGGAAGUGGUUCAUCGAUCUGUGGAACAACACCCUCGUUCCGCAUCUCUUGGAUUCAGUCCGAGAAGGCCUACAAAUGUAUGGACGGCGAGUGUCCUGGGAAGAUCCCAUCCGAUUUGUCCAGGAGACCUGGCCUUGGCAGGAUCCCCCGGGUGAUGACCUAGGAAAUGAGGCCCUGGCGCCCAUCCGACCCCAGGAUGUUGGUUACGACAACGAAUCCCCCCUGGCUCCGAUGUCUCAUAACGGUCGACCUCUGUCCAAUUCGGAUUCCUUAGGCUCUGGGAACGGGGAUUCGGGGAACGGCAGUGACCCAUUGUUUAAUAUGCUCAUGCACCUUCAAGAGGCGGCGGCUCAUCACCCUCUGCCCGAUGAUAACUUGGAAUAGGUUGAUUGGAUCAAUCGAUUACAAUCGUUUUCAGCAAUAUGCUGCAAUCCAAAAUAUUGAUGCAACUAAAUAAUAAAUUAUCUAGUCGAAAUGAG
Molecule: messenger RNA, 7844 nt
Organism: Tigriopus californicus
Lineage: Eukaryota; Metazoa; Arthropoda; Copepoda; Harpacticoida; Harpacticidae
Product: protein sickie-like
Exons: 3
Coding region: 1459-7749 (2096 amino acids)
Biological process (GO): nervous system development; neurogenesis
Molecular function (GO): protein binding; ATP hydrolysis activity
Source: RefSeq, a predicted model, not a curated record